Molecule: messenger RNA, 1296 nt
Organism: Ogataea haglerorum
Lineage: Eukaryota; Fungi; Ascomycota; Pichiomycetes; Pichiales; Pichiaceae
Exons: 1
Coding region: 1-1296 (431 amino acids)
Biological process (GO): protein N-linked glycosylation
Cellular component (GO): mannan polymerase complex; Golgi membrane
Molecular function (GO): alpha-1,6-mannosyltransferase activity
Source: RefSeq, a predicted model, not a curated record
AUGCAUCUAGGAAUCCCCAAAAGGUCAGAUCUCAGGCCCAAGGGCAAGAACAGGCCUCUUCUACCUAUACCUGCAUCUUUGAGAGGGCGUUUUAAUGACUACAAGUCCAAGAGGACGAUUCUGUAUGCCAUUCUAAUACUCAUUACUUUGAACUACAUAAUAAGCCGAGCGUUCUUUUCAUCGGGAAAGCGACACAAUUUCAAUCAUCUGAUUAACCAGGAGGCUCUACAGACACUGCAGAAGAAUCAUGGUCUUUAUAAGCACGAGAUAAUCGUGAAUUCAAAUUAUAUCUUUCCACCUACUGAGCACGCUCCACUGCUAAGAGAGCUGACGCUGGACAGAUUAUUCAAAUCCAAAGUUAGCCCUGAUAAUCCUCAAGAGAAGACGUACUAUUAUUCUGAUGAUGACAACAUCAACGACCUUAAUGAGAUCAAGGACAAGUCUAAUUCGGAGAACCCGCUGGAUCAGUCAUUAAAAGCGUUUAAAGAGCAUGGUCGUAAGGUUUUCAGACCGUCAGGCAGCAGAAAGUCACCAGAGAUCGUUAUUGUCACUGGAGUUGACUUUGAGCAAUUCGAGCAAGGCCAUUUGACCAAGAUCGUUCAAAAUAGAGUUGACUACGCACACGCAAACGGCUACGGACUAUACGUUAGAUGGAUUCAGGAGUUCAUCCCGACUUUACAGGAGUUCCACAAUGAUCGCAAAUGGGCCAAGCUGUUCAUUCUGAGGGCUGCUAUGCAUGCAUUUCCUCAAGCAAAAUACUUCUGGUAUCUGGACCAAAACGCCUACAUUGUGAGACACGACAUUGAGCUCUAUUCCUACCUGUUGGAAUCGAAAUCGCUCGAACCAAUCAUUUUGAGAGAUCAACCAAUAGUGCCGCCUAAUGGGGCCAUCAAGACGUACAAGAAAACCAAAGCCGAAGACGUCCGCUUCAUGAUCACACAAACCAAAGACGGGCUUAACACAGACUCGUUUAUUUUGAAAAAUGACAUAUAUGGUAAAGGAUUCUUGGAAUUUUGGACCGAUCCACUGAUGAGAAAAUAUCCAAGUUUUGCCGGAGACGACAAGGAUGCCCUGAUGCACAUCCUGCAGUGGCACCCGGUGAUCUUGAGCAAAUCCGCCAUCAUUCCGGGCCGGACCAUAGCUUCAUUGCAUAGCUCCAACUCCGCGGAGGAGGCCGACGAUACUUCUUUCUAUCAAGAAGGCGAUUUUGUUGUCAAUUUCAAAGGCUGCGAUGUCCACCAUACGUGCGAACUGAUACUGGAUUCCUACUGGAAGAAGCAGCAGGCUUCAGAGUGA